Knipowitschia caucasica is the source of this 747-nucleotide messenger RNA. The record is from the annotation of a GenBank genome assembly. Lineage: Eukaryota; Metazoa; Chordata; Actinopteri; Gobiiformes; Gobiidae.
AUGGAGGAGGCAGAGGGGCCCGUGGAUGGGGAGGCCGACCCCCUGUACACCGCAGAGACCUACGCCGCGGAGGCCAUGGCCGCGGAUAUGGACCCCUGGAUUGUGUUCGACUCACGGCGCACCCCCAGGUCAGAGUUUGACGACUGGCUGGAGACUAACCGCCCCUCGCAGGUGCAGCGGCACGGGGACGCGGAGAGCGGGGUGAGUCCCGUGGGCUGGAUCGCCGUGCUGGGGCCCACGCACUGCCCAAGCACGGGUGACGUCAGCGGCCUCCAGGAGAGCUGGGAGCGGCUCCAGGACAGCGGGAGGCCGAUUAGCUUUGACACGAUUAAGGAGCUUGCGCUAAACCAUGGCGUGCUGACAGGGAAGUGGCUCAUGCAUCUGGAUCCCGGGUUCAAGCUGGACCACGCCUGGAGCUGCGUUGCCAGGGCGACACUGGACGGGAAGAUCUCGUUGGUCAAGGUGAGCCCGUUCAACGGCGACGCAGACUUUAAAAAGCAGGUGAUCUGCGCGUACAACCACAACUUCACGGACGAGAGCGAGGUGGUGCGGCUGGAUUCCAUCAUCCGCGCCACAGGUAUCAAGUGUCCGCUGUCCUACAAGCCGGACGUCUACACUUACCUGGGCAUCUACCGGAAGAACCGCUGGAAGCUCUGUCCCACCAUAUUCGAGAGCAAGUUCGACCUGGAGUGCGUGCCGCGGCGCUCGCACAUUGUCAACAAGGUCACCAAUAUGGAAGUGGCUUAA